Molecule: messenger RNA, 839 nt
Organism: Manihot esculenta (cassava)
Lineage: Eukaryota; Viridiplantae; Streptophyta; Magnoliopsida; Malpighiales; Euphorbiaceae
Product: photosystem II core complex proteins psbY, chloroplastic
Exons: 1
Coding region: 131-724 (197 amino acids)
Biological process (GO): cell redox homeostasis; photosynthesis
Cellular component (GO): photosystem II; chloroplast thylakoid; membrane
Molecular function (GO): manganese ion binding
Source: RefSeq, a predicted model, not a curated record
AUGUUUCCUUGAGUUGGCUUUACUAUCUUGUCCUGGCAGAGAGCUCAUUUGUUGUCUACCAUUGCCUAGAUCAUCACCCGAGAAAACUAGAGAGCUAGCUUCCCCUAACAACACCAAGAAUCAUCAAUCAAUGGCAACAGCUAUGGCUACAAUGGCAAUGUUAAACGCCAAGUGCUUGAGCAUCAACUCAACCAAAAACAUCAACCAAAACAAGCCAUCUACAAAACCCAUUUCUCUUCUCUCCAUGCAAGACCUCCCCAAAGGUUUAACAAUCUCAAGGCCAACUAACAACACAGCUCUUGCAAGUACUGCAAUAGCAGGAGCCAUCUUUUCUACUUUGAGCUCAUGUGAUCCAGCCUUGGCUGCCCAACAAAUAGCAGAAAUAGCUGCAGAAGGAGACAACCGUGGCUUAGCACUUUUGCUUCCCAUAAUACCAGCCAUAGGUUGGGUACUGUUCAACAUCCUGCAACCAGCACUUAACCAAUUGAACCGCAUGAGGGAGACCAAGGGGGUGAUAAUUGGACUUGGGCUCGGUGGGUUGGCUGCAACAGGGUUGAUGGCGGCCUCAGAGGCAUCAGCAAGUGAAAUUGCUAUGAUUGCUGAUGCAACAAAUGACAACAGGGGUCAACUGCUGUUGUUUGUGGUUGCUCCUGCUAUUCUGUGGGUGCUGUAUAAUAUUCUACAGCCAGCUUUGAACCAACUCAACAGGAUGAGGUCUGAGUAGUGAGAUUGUUAUAUAUACAUGUGCAUGUGGGUGGUGGAGGUGUAAUGGCAGAAAAAUUUUACUUGUAAUUGCACCUUAUAUUAAUGAAAAUCUCUUGGAUUUUUUUCCUGGUUUC